AUGGACGUCUCUCCGGGUCUCGGGUGCCCCUCCCCGUUUACAUUCAGCGCUUGCGAAGACGCCCCCGAAGCCGGCCAGUCGUCCGGAGCACAGGCGCAAGAACGGCCGGCCCUCCGACAACGCCGCCCUUCGCAUUUCAAGCAAAGGAGAAAGUCUCUGGUCAACCAGUUCAUGGAAGGGGAGGAGGGUCUCUUGCUCAAGCUGGAUCUGUUCCUCACAAAUUUGGAGAAGAAGCUCGAGGAUUGGGAGAGCUAUGGCGAGCUCAGUCUGGAUUCCGGUAUCUCGGCCGCCUACUCCACACUGCAGGCGGUUCAGGAAAGAUGCUCGCAGGUGUCGGAAGAGAUGAUGGGGGCUGGAAGGAGGAAACUCCAUGUUAUGGUGGAAACUCUCGAGUCAGGAUACCAAGACGCCAUGGCCGCCGCAGAGUCGCUCAACGAAAAGGCAAAGAUUGGUAUCGAGGUCCUCGACGACCUGCUAGAGGAUAUGGAGAACCAAGCCGCCAAGUUUCGGGAAAGAGGCCUGGCCAAUGCGGCCGAGGUGCUCAUGGACGAGGCCCAUCGUGUUGUCGAUGGUGGUAUCGAAAGAGCAAUGCGCGCUGCUGAGUCCCUCGAGGACCAUGUACAGCGAGCGAUUGCCCGGGCCCGGGAACACGGCUUGCUUCACUACGAUGACUUGCCAGUCCCAUGGAGGAUCAACCCCCACAUCAAGAAGGGCUAUCGGUUUUCCGAAACCAAGCUGGCCUGCGUGCGGUCAGCGUUUGGCUUCUCCAACGAGCUUGUCAACAUCUGGUCGCACGCUAUCGGCCUCGUCCUUGUUUUGGCUGUGGCCUUUUACUUCUAUCCCACCAGCACCAACUUCUCCCUGAGCAGCAAAGCCGACAUUUUUGUUGCCGCCGUCUUCUUCUUUGCCGCCUGCCAGUGCCUGGUCUGCAGCACCAUCUGGCACACGAUGAAUUCGGUCGCCGAUGUCGAUCUCAUCUCCAUGUUUGCCUGCGUCGACUACACCGGCAUCUCGCUCCUGAUUGCCUCGUCCAUCAUGACGACCGAAUACACGGCCUUUUACUGCGAUCCCGUCAGCCGUUAUGCUUACAUGAUCACCACCGCCCUCCUUGGCGUCGGAGGCGUCAUUCUCCCAUGGCACCCCAAGUUCAACGGAGCGGACAUGGCUUGGGCCAGAGUUGCCUUUUACUGCGGCCUCGGCGCCACUGGCUUCCUGCCCAUCCUCCAGAUCUCGCUCACCCGCAGCUUUGCUUCCGCCAUGGAGUUCUACGGCCCCAUUGGCAAAUCCAUUGGUGUCUACCUCCUUGGAGCCAUCGUCUACGCCAGCAAGGUUCCAGAGCGCUGGUGUCCGGGAAUGUUUGACUACUGCGGUGGCAGCCACAACCUGUGGCACAUCGCCGUGCUGGGAGGCAUUCUGUUUCACUACAAGGCCAUGCAGGCUUUUUUCUCGCACGCCUUCGCCCUCGCCCAGGACGGUUGUGCUGUAUAUUAA
This is a messenger RNA of Podospora anserina S mat+, 1491 nucleotides long. RefSeq lists its product as uncharacterized. Gene Ontology annotation, cellular component: membrane. NCBI's taxonomy places the organism in Eukaryota, Fungi, Ascomycota, Sordariomycetes, Sordariales, Podosporaceae. Gene Ontology annotation, molecular function: signaling receptor activity. The coding region runs from base 1 to 1491 and encodes 496 amino acids. The transcript has a single exon. The record is from RefSeq and is a predicted model, not a curated record.